UACGCGUUUUUUCCUAUUUCCCAACACUUCAAGCAACGGGAAGUUCAGAGACUUCACAUAACAAAUGGGCGAGAAAGUUGAAAGUGCGAAGAAGGCCGGCGAUGCCGGUCAGAAGAAGGACGACGGUUCUGUCACUGUCGUUUUUAAGAUCGAUAUGCAUUGUGAUGGCUGUGCUAAGAAAGUGAAACGCGCUGUGAAGCAUUUGGAAGGUGUGAGUGAUGUGAAGGCCGAUCCUGCAUCCAAUAAACUAACUGUUACUGGUAAAGUGGACCCUGCCUCGAUCAAAUCGAAGCUGGAGAAGAAGACCAAAAAGAAGGUUGAGAUCGUCUCUCCUCAGCCUAAGAAAGAUGGCGGUGGCGAUAAGAAGGCCGAUGAAAAAUCAGAGAAGAAGGCCGACGGAAAGUCAGAAAAGAAGUCUGACGAAAAAGCCGAGAAGAAGGCCGAUGGAAAGGCCGAGAAGAAAUCCGAAGAGAAAAAGGCAGACGACAAAAAGGCAAAAGAGAGUACUGUAGUCUUGAAGAUGCAAUUACACUGCGAAGGUUGCAUUCAGAAGAUAAGGAAGGCAGUCAUCAAAUACAAAGGUGUCAAUGGAAUUACAAUAGACGGCCAAAAGGAUCUGGUCACAGUGAAAGGCACCAUGGACGGAAAAGACCUUGCAACGUACCUCAAAGGCAAGUUCAAUAGGUCCGUCGAAGUAGUUCCUCCUAAGAAAGAAGCAACCGCCGCUGCCGGUGACAAGAAAGAAAAGGACGCUAAAGUCGUCUCCAGCGGAGGAGACGGCGGUGGCGCAAAAAUGGAAAUCAGCAAGAUGGAGUUCAGCGGUUACUCAUAUCCGCCUUCAGCAUUUUACUACGGCGGUCACGCCAUGGAUGCUCAGACGAGUUAUCCAGUCCACGGCUUCGCAAAUUCCAGCAGCUAUUACACAAACCAGAAUUACGUUAACCAAGGUUACGCGAUGUACGAUAACUCUCACGCGCCUCAGAUGUUCAGCGACGAGAAUCCAAAUGCUUGCUCCGUCAUGUGAGUGCACAGACAUCCAUCUGCUAUAGCCUGACGUAAUACAUACGCUGUAAAUGAAUUAAAAUCUUAGAAGAAAGAAGAAGAAGAAGAAGAAUUAGAUAAAUCGUUUUUUGAUUUCUGUUCUAUUCUGGUGUGCCGGCCGGCAUCCCGGCCGAUCUGCUGCGGCUAGUUAGUCCAAUUCAAUUCAUUGGGGGAGUUGGUCGUUCUUUUUUUCAUUAUUUUAGUGUACUUUUUGUUCGGUUCAAAUAACCGACAUAAUAAUAGAGAAGUAUAAGAUUUCCUUAAA
Molecule: messenger RNA, 1306 nt
Organism: Cucurbita moschata (crookneck pumpkin)
Lineage: Eukaryota; Viridiplantae; Streptophyta; Magnoliopsida; Cucurbitales; Cucurbitaceae
Product: heavy metal-associated isoprenylated plant protein 3-like
Exons: 5
Coding region: 65-1024 (319 amino acids)
Molecular function (GO): metal ion binding
Source: RefSeq, a predicted model, not a curated record